Salvelinus fontinalis (brook trout) is the source of this 2752-nucleotide messenger RNA. Its product is annotated as succinyl-CoA:3-ketoacid coenzyme A transferase 1, mitochondrial-like. Gene Ontology annotation, molecular function: succinyl-CoA:3-oxo-acid CoA-transferase activity. The transcript has 17 exons. Gene Ontology annotation, cellular component: mitochondrion. The record is from RefSeq and is a predicted model, not a curated record. Gene Ontology annotation, biological process: ketone body catabolic process. The coding region runs from base 110 to 1690 and encodes 526 amino acids. Lineage: Eukaryota; Metazoa; Chordata; Actinopteri; Salmoniformes; Salmonidae.
CCAGCUGGGACUGUGAGUUCCUGCAAAGGUUGAUCACACAUGCACGCCAUAACUCAACCGCCUCACAUUGCUCAUCAUUUAGAAAAGCCUGUUGGUUAGCUUCAAAAACAUGGCGGCCCUUAAAGUAUUAUCACGAGCGGAUAAUGUAUUCUUCAAAAACCUAUCUGCCACCUGCAGAUCCAAUUUGAACUUCACCCAUUCCUUGAUCAAGAUGUGUGGCUGCUCCUUCUCCACCUCCAGUCAGAGAAAGUCACAGUUCUACACAGACCCCACAGACGCUGUGAAGGACAUCCCCAGUGGAGCCACCAUCCUAGUGGGAGGGUUUGGUUUGUGUGGAAUUCCAGAGAACCUUAUCAACAGUUUAUUAAAGACUGGUGUGAAGAACCUUACAGCCGUCAGCAACAAUGCUGGGGUGGAUAACUUUGGGCUUGGUCUGCUCCUACAGACCAAACAGAUCAAGAGGAUGAUCUCCUCCUAUGUGGGAGAGAACGUUGAGUUUGAGAAGCAGUACCUGUCUGGGGAGCUGGAGGUGGAGCUAACGCCACAGGGUACCCUAGCAGAGAGGAUCAGAGCAGGAGGUGCGGGUGUUCCUGCCUUCUUCACAGCUACAGGCUACGGUACCCUCAUCCAGGAGGGUGGCUCCCCCAUCAAAUACAACAAAGACGGAACUAUCGCCAUCGCCAGCGAACAGAGAGAGGUGCGGGAGUUUAAUGGCAGGCAUUAUAUCAUGGAGAAGGCCAUCACUGGAGACUUUGCUCUGGUCAAGGCCUGGAAGGCUGACAAGGCCGGGAACAUCGUCUUCAGGAAAACAGCUAGGAACUUCAAUCAGCCCAUGUGCAAGGCAGCCAAAGUCACCAUCGUAGAGGUGGAGGAGGUGGUGGACGUGGGGACGUUUUCUGAGGAGGAUAUCCACAUCCCCAGUAUCUACAUCCACAGGAUCAUCAAGGGAGACUGCUACGAGAAGAGGAUAGAGAGGCGCACAGUGCAGAAGUCCCUAGCAGAGAAGCCCAAACCAAAGAAGGACUCCGACAUCGUACGAGAGCGGAUCAUUCGCAGAGCAGCCCUGGAGUUUGAGGAUGGGAUGUAUGCUAACCUGGGUAUCGGCAUCCCCAUGCUGGCCAGCAACUUCAUCCAACCAGACAUCACUGUCCACCUGCAGAGUGAGAACGGCAUUCUGGGAUUGGGCCCCUACCCCACAGAAGACGAAGUGGAUGCUGACCUCAUCAACGCCGGUAAAGAAACGGUGACUGUGCUUCCAGGGGCUUCCUACUUCUCCAGUGACGAGUCGUUUGCCAUGAUCAGAGGUGGUCACAUCAACCUGACGAUGCUGGGAGCCAUGCAGGUGUCUAAGACGGGAGACCUGGCCAACUGGAUGAUCCCGGGUAAGAUGGUGAAGGGGAUGGGUGGAGCCAUGGAUCUGGUGGCCAGCGCUGGAACCAAGGUGGUCGUCACCAUGGAGCACUCCGCUAAGGGAGGAAAAUUCAAGAUUCUGGACACAUGCAACCUGCCACUGACAGGAAAACAGUGUGUGGAUCGGAUCAUCACUGAAAAGGCUGUGUUUGAUGUGGACAAGACGAAAGGUCUGACUCUGAUUGAGGUGUGGGAGGGGCUGACCCCAGAGGACAUUAAGGCAUGCACAGGAGCACACUUUGAGGUGUCUCCAAACUUGAGGUCCAUGCAGCAGGUCUAGAAGGCGGGGGAAGUGUCUGAGGAGAGGAACUAUGGCUUGAAGGCUGUGUUAAUCUCUCUGUAUGUGUGAAGGAAGGAACACAAAAUAUGAACUAAUCAACAAAGUUCAUCCUAAUGUUACUGAACACGGCUUCCGUCUAGUAAAUCAUAACGUCACUGAAACAUUACUGUAAUAUCCAUUGAUGUACAGUAAUAUGUGAGAUGCAUAAAUAAGCCAUGCUUAGUUUGGUUGUGGUUGUUAAGAAACCAACAGCGUGAUGAUGUUGAAGAUAUUAUAUGAAUUGAAUUGAAAAUAAUUGUUGUCCCUGACAUAACUGAAGAGGAACUGUGUAAUAUUUAUUUAGUAAUAAUGUCAUGUUUUAAUUAGAUGUUUUAUGCUACAUCAACACAGAGGCUAUUCUCUCCAAAAUGUAUAACACAAACAAUGAUGGACUUCAUUCCAGUCAGUUGUCCCCUCCCUUCUGCACUUGUUCACUCCCCUCCUUAGACGUGCAUCAGCCAGGUACUCCGGUAGAUAGGUAUACCCUGUAAGUAAUAGCUCCAACUAGUUUCAGACAUACUGUGUUCAUAGGUAUACCCUGUAAUUAACAGCUCCAACUAGUUUCAGACAUACUGUGUUCAUAGGUAUACCCUGAAAGUAAUAGCUCCAACUAGUUUCAGACAUACUGUGUUCAUAGGUAUACCCUGUAAUUAACAGCUCCAACUAGUUUCAGACAUACUGUGUUCAUAGGUAUACCCUGUAAGUAAUAGCUCCAACUAGUUUCAGACACUGUGUUCACUGAUGCAGUGAAAUGGGAAUGAAUUGGAGAAGGGAGGAAGCACAGCUCUGGUCUGACAUCAAAACUGAUAUUAUCUAGACUUUUAUUUGCGUUUGAGCCUCUCCACUUCAUCCUGGUUUGGUACUUCAGUUGAAGGAUCAGCCUCAUGGAAACAAACACUGAAUAAUACAGGCUACAUGGUUGCAGGUAUUUUAGCUACUACAAUGUGAGGCCUUACAUUUUCUACCCACACGUUUCCCUGCCCUGUAUGUGUAUAUUAUAUUAAACUAGGUAUGUUACCUUGA